Messenger RNA from Lycium barbarum (goji berry), 1452 nucleotides. RefSeq lists its product as uncharacterized. The transcript has 3 exons. Gene Ontology annotation, molecular function: nucleic acid binding; zinc ion binding. Lineage: Eukaryota; Viridiplantae; Streptophyta; Magnoliopsida; Solanales; Solanaceae. The record is from RefSeq and is a predicted model, not a curated record. Bases 1 to 1452 code for a protein of 483 amino acids.
AUGGAAAGGAAAUUUGGAUUCUUGGAGCAAACUAUAGCAAGGUACAUUGGUGGGUUGCGGCUUUCCAUCGCAGAUGCUAUUCGACUGCAACCUUAUUGGACUUUCAAUGAUGUGCGAAAACUUGCUAUCAAUUUUGAACAGCAACAAAAGGAGCCGAAAAGAUCUUACGCCAAGAAGAACUAUUCUAACCAGGGGAGUAAUAGUAGUGGUGCUGGGAAUUCCAAGAGUGAUGAGAAGAAACCUCAAGGGGAUUCAACUAGAAGAAAGUGUUUUAAGUGUCACGGUUUUGGCCAUCUACAAGCUGAUUGUCCCAAUCGAAAGCCUAUUAUGAUAGUUGAGGAAGAAGAUGGGGCUGAUCAUGAAGACAACCAAGAAUCUGAUCAAGUUGAUGAGGAACGUGAGGAUGUCGAAAUUGAAGCCGAUGAAGGUGCUUGUUUAGUUAUUAAGAGAAGCUUACAUGCUGGACAUAAAGAUGAAGAGCCAUGUCAAAGAGAAACACUUUUCCACACUAGGUGUACUUCACAUGGCAAGGUAUGUUCUGUGAUUAUUGAUGGUGGAAGUUGCACUAAUGCUGUUUCAGAAGAGAUGGUGACUAAAUUAGGUUUGAAGACGGAGAAACAUCCCAAGCCUUGCAACAUUAAGUGGUUACAAGAUGGUGGAGGUAUGAAGGUCACGAAAAGGUGUUUGGUCUCUUUUUCAAUCGGUAAAAUCUAUAUAGACCAGAUUUGGUGUGAUGUAAUGAGUAUGGAUGCUUGUCACUUAUUACUUCGCAGGCCAUGGCAAUAUGAUAGGCGUGCUUAUCAUGAUGGAUACCUUAACACCUAUUCAUUUAUUGUUGAUGGACGUAAGAUAACUUUGAAGCCAUUGCACCCAAGAGAGCUUAAUAAGAAGACCAAACCCAUGGGUGAUGCCCUAUUGACUAGAUCACAAGUUUUUGGCCACAUUAAUAAGGGAGAGCCAUUGUAUAUUGCAAUAGCUAUAGAAGACUCACAAGAGGAGGAGAAAAAGUUAGAUGCACAAGCUAAAAAGCUACUUACUAAGUUUGAUAAUGUGAUCUCUGAGGAUGUCCCAUUAGAACUUCCACCUAUGCGUGAUAUUCCACAUCAAAUUGACCUUGUACCUGGGGCUUCUUUGCCGAACAAAGCUGCUUAUAGGAUGAAUCCUACACAACAAGCUGAACUCCAAAGGCAAGUUGAAGAGUUACUAGAGAGGGGAUUAAUAAGAGAGAGCCUUAGCCCUUGUGCUGUACCCGCUUUGCUUGUUCCUAAGAAAAAUGGCACCUGGAGGAUGUGUGUUGAUAGCCGGGCAAUCAACAAAAUCACCAUCAAGUAUCGCUUUCCAAUCGCUAGGUUAGACGAUCUAUUUGAUCAAUUGCAUGGUGCUAAAAUCUUUUCCAAGAUUUAUUUGAAGAGUGGAUAUCACCAGAUUAGUAUGAGAGAAGGUGAUGAAUAG